Fusarium oxysporum Fo47 is the source of this 2230-nucleotide messenger RNA. RefSeq lists its product as uncharacterized. Lineage: Eukaryota; Fungi; Ascomycota; Sordariomycetes; Hypocreales; Nectriaceae. The transcript has a single exon. The coding region runs from base 292 to 2148 and encodes 618 amino acids. The record is from RefSeq and is a predicted model, not a curated record.
UUGUUCUGCCUUGUUUCCGUCUCAUCUGCGCUGCGCUGUUAUUGUCGCUUCCAUUGCCGCCUAAUCUCCUCCACUCGGUUUUCCUGUCUUGGCCGCCUACCCAAGCUCUUGCCCGGCUGUGCCGAAGAUGGCGGGCAGUCUCUGUUUGCAUGCGCCUUGACCUAUUAUCGCAUCAGAAUCACCUCUGCAUCUCCCCCGGUGAUGCAAACGAUAAGCUCGAACUAUAGCAGAACGAGACGAGGCACGCCAAAAAAGAUCACCUGAGCCGAUCGCGCAGAGAAUCUAGUCACUAUGGCAUCGUCUAAUCCGUUUCGCAAGAGUGCUGCCAUUACGGUAGACUCAGCUUCUUUUCCCAACUCAACAUCCUCCGCCGCUUCUCGGUUCCCUGCUCUCGAUCAAAUUGAAACAGCAUCUACUCCUCCGCCUCCGACCAGCUUCCAGCAGGCUGGCUCUUCAACAACAAUUGACUCGAAAUCUAACAUUACCAAAAAAGUCCGCGUACUAUCACCCCCGCCGCUGUCUCCCGACUCUCCCGAAUGGGCAUUUGCGGCACCUUCUAUUGCGCAACAGACUGCGAACCAACGAAAUGAGGACGAUCCGUUCGAUGCGACGUCUACCGAUGAUAGCGACCGCGAAAUGGUAGCUGCGGCUGCCCGUGGCUAUGCUCCGAAUGGCGGUCAGGGCAUAGGAAACCCAUUCAGCAAGACAUUACGCAGCGUUGAUUCUCCCGUCGCAGAACAAAAGCUUGAGCAUGAACGCAAAGAAGAAGGCCAUGCGCUCAAAGCUGCUAAUACGGCCAGAAGGUCUCUGGACGUCAAUGCUUUCAAGAGAUUGCUGAUGACCGGUAAUACGGAGUCGGACAAGUCUUCGCCGCCGAAAAUCCGACAGUCGAUGCCGCCACCAGCGAAAAACACAAAAGACCGACCGUCUGUUUUCCGAAGAAUCUCACAUGAUGAUUCCAGAGAUAUAUCGCCCCCCGAGAAUGCACUCCAAGAGGCAUCUCUCAUAUCCGAACAAGCUUCGGAUACCCCGGAAGAUGAUAUUGAUCAAGAGAACGUUUCUGACUCAAGCGCUUCUGCCCAACUGAGCUCAAAGAACAGCAAGAAACCGCCGCCGCCACCUAGCUCUCGACAUGGCAAGUCCAUCAAGCUGGAUCUGGUUGGUCAGGCAUCUCGAGAACCUCUUGUGACACUGUCAUCAGAUAUGAACAAACCGCUUCCGCCCGCGCCGGUGAGAAGAAGCAUGGAAGAAGGAGGCGAGUCGCCGUUUGAUCGUGAAGCAGCUGGCAAAGUUCCAGAGGCUGAAGGUGAUGUGGGAUUAGCAUCGCCAGAACCAUCAGGCGGCAGCCGAAAAGCAGUUCCUGCACCACCACCUCGACGAGGUCACGCGAGAGGAGAGAGCAAGGUCUAUGCGUCUGGUCUAGGCUUGACACAGCAGCAAUUUGUGCACAAUGAAGAGAACUUGUCACGGUCAUCGUCUAUGCGAUCCCGACCUGAGCACAACCGACGUGACUCACAUGCAGCAGCACCUCCACCACCGCCACCAAGAUCUCAUCACACCUCAAGACAGUCGACGCAGAUACCAUCGGGGGUGGCCUCAAGCCUCACGGAUCUGAGCCAAUCGUCAUCAUCUCCGGCUCCAUCCCUGGAUGUCGAUAUGAGCACUACUUCCACGCCAUCACAGCUGCGUCAAUCCUCCACGGUCGAGUUAACACCACCGAGAGAUACGCAAUCAGGAACACAUCAGCCCGUGACGACAACAAAAUCUUGGGCUCCUCCACCACCACCACCUGCGCGAAACACAUCUGUUCGACGGCCUGCGAGUAUCAGAAGUGUUGAUAGCAGCAGCCGGCGAAUCUCAUUUGAAGCAAAACCUCAUAAUCAGAUGGCACCCCCUCCACCACCUCGAAGGCAACGAGGCAGCAGCCGUGGCAGCGUCGAUGGACCUCGGAGGACGAGUCUUGAUGGUGUAGGGAAGGCUGGAUCGAGUCAAGUGGCCGAGGAGGAGCCUGACAAUGUCGCAGCGACAGUCGGCUCGGGUCCCACAUCUCCGCAAUCGGCAAACGAGCCAGGGAAGAGUGUUGACAUCCUGGCUGACCUGGACGCCCUACAACGAGAGGUGGACGCCCUGCGGGGGAAACUAGGAUGACGAGGUGCACGCAUACAUACGACGGAGAUGCAUGAAAGUGAAUGGAAGCGUGUUGGAAUGUGUUGAUGGUUGUACAAAAGAG